Messenger RNA from Nerophis lumbriciformis (worm pipefish), 1020 nucleotides. NCBI's taxonomy places the organism in Eukaryota, Metazoa, Chordata, Actinopteri, Syngnathiformes, Syngnathidae. The record is from RefSeq and is a predicted model, not a curated record.
AUGCGCUCGUUCGUCGGACUUGCCUCCGUGGUCGUCGCUGCUACUGUCUACCUUUAUUUAGUAUCUCUGUACUUGCCUCCCGGACCGCCGAAACACAUUCAGACCGCUACCGAGACCCAACAUGCCGCCUCAGUCGAGGGGGUCGAAAUGUCCGCUGAGAACAGCGAGGACACUCGCAGCAGGUUGAAGUUUCCAUCCAACUUGGAGGAUUUGCGAGAGCUAUCCGAGCUUCUUCAAUUCUACAAGACUGAGCAUACAGCCUACGUGCUGUUGCUGUUCUGCAGUGCUUACCUUUACAAGCAGUCCUUCGCCAUCCCUGGAUCCUCCUUCCUGAACAUCUUAGCGGGUGCCAUAUUUGGGCUCAGCCAAGGACUGCUGCUGGCUUGUGUGCUUACUACAGUGGGCUCCACCAUGUGCUACCUUCUGUCUCAGGCCUUUGGUAAACGCCACAUCGUCAACCUCUUCCCUGAAAAGGUGGCCAUGCUCCAGAGCAAGGUGGAGGACAACAAGGACUGCCUGUUCUUCUUCCUUCUUUUCUUGAGGUUCUUCCCCAUGACGCCCAACUGGUUCCUUAACAUGUCCGCGCCAGUUGUUAACAUCCCUGUUUCCUUCUUCUUCUGCUCAGUCUUUAUUGGUCUGCUGCCCUACAACUUCAUCUGCGUCCAGACGGGCGUCAUGCUGGCAGAGGUGUCGUCCCUGGACCAUCUGUUCUCGUGGCAGCGACUCGCCCAGCUUCUGGCCAUCGCGUGCACAGCUCUAUUGCCCGGCAUGCUAGUGCGCUGCUACAGCCAGCGGUGUCUCAAAGGGACCGAGACGCACGAGCACAAUGGAUUCACCGCAAAUAAGAAGCAAAGCACCCUGGGAGUGCCCAAUUCACCGGCUAAAAUCGCGAGAAAGGAGGCAGGAGCAGCCUCAGGCGAGAAGGGUCUGUCUGCGGUCUGCAAGACUGGGGCCUUGUUGGCAGUGGUCUACAGGGUCUUCAUCCUUCUAGACUGCAUCCUGCUGGACGCGGGUGACUGA